AAGCAAACCAUAAGAAAUUUGCUGAUCCACCUUUAAACCCUAAACCCCUAAUUCCCAAUUCCAAAUUCAUCGGAAAACGAACAAUCAUGGAUCACAUAGCUGCAGCAGAAGAGGCAAUGGUGAACGAGAGGCUGAGACGGAAGCUCAACGAGGUCAACACCGCCGCCCAGCAGCAUCUCGCCGCCGUCCAGGACCACAUCAAUUUCACCCUCCAGCAAUCGUACUUCAAGUGCGCGUACGAGUGCUUCGAUAGGAGGAUGAAGCAGGAGGAGAUAAGCAACUGCGUGGAGCAUUGCAGCGUGCCCGUGCUCAAGGCGCAAAAUCUCGUCGAAAGCGAAAUGGCUAAGUUUCAAGAACGAUUGAGCAGGUCUCUGGCAGUCUGCCAAGAUAAAUAUGAGGCAGCCAAGCUCCAAACAAACAACAGCAGUGCUUCCCGUGGCGAUUUGGAGUCAUGCGUGGACCUCUCUGUUAAAGAAAGCAUUGAUCUGAUCCCACACGUUGCUGGAAAACUGAAAGCGUAUCUGUCGAUGGAUAAUUAGAAGCUACAUCACCAUGUUCUUUUUUCUCUUUUGCCUUAAUAGAUGGGAUGAUCAAUAUUUGAUCUGUAUUAUCAUUCACAAUGAAGCUACUACCAUGAGAGGGAAUACCAUAAAAGUUCUUUUCUGAA
Messenger RNA from Salvia splendens (bonfire salvia), 667 nucleotides. RefSeq names its product protein FAM136A. The transcript is spliced from 3 exons. The record is from RefSeq and is a predicted model, not a curated record. Bases 87 to 539 code for a protein of 150 amino acids. Lineage: Eukaryota; Viridiplantae; Streptophyta; Magnoliopsida; Lamiales; Lamiaceae. Gene Ontology annotation, cellular component: cytoplasm.